CAGUUGAAAGCCGACGCACGAACGAAGAACAUCAAUGUCCGUCAUCUCCUCGUAACUUUAACUAUAAGUGAAAUAUUUUGUGAUAUUUAGUUUUAGUGUGCCAAAAUAGAAAAAAAUGGAUGACGAUCAACAGUUUUGCUUAAGAUGGAACAACCAUCAAUCAACGUUGGUGUCCGUUUUCGAUACCUUAUUAGAAAAAGGCGUUUUGGUGGACUGUACCUUGGCAGCGGAAGGAAAAUACCUCGACGCACACAAAGUAGUUUUAUCGGCUUGUAGUCCAUAUUUCGAAGCGCUGCUUUCCAAACAUUAUGACAAACACCCCGUCCUGAUCCUGAAGGACGUGAAAUUCCAAGAACUGAGAGCCAUGAUGGAUUACAUGUACAGGGGCGAAGUGAACAUAUCCCAAGACCAAUUGGGCGCGUUACUGAAAGCAGCCGAAUCGUUACAAAUCAAAGGUUUGUCGGACAACAAACGCGCCGAGACGGAGAGCAGAGACAGAAAACCGGCGCCGCCGCCGCCUUCGCCGAAGAGCCCCCAGCCGGCGGCGUCGAUACCUCGAGUACAAGGGCUGUCGAUAGAGCAGCGGAGCCGCGACGAUUCGCGCGACGGCAGCGUCUCGCCGGGGCCGCGGAAGAAGAAACGGCCGAGGCGGAAGAGCGAGGAAUUGGACAAUCACGACGCGUCCAAUUCGUCCGAAUCUCACAGUCUACCCGCCCAAAACAUUCCCUCGUUACCGACGGUCACGAAAAUGAACGCCGACGUGCCUGAUCAACUAGAAAGCCAAUCCGAGAUACUCACGAGGCAUAAACAGUCCGACGAAUUGUCUCAAGUUCCUAUUAAAGAGAAAAUAGAAACGCAUACGGAACUGAUCUUGGAGCCAAAGUCUGAAUAUGUAGAGGAAAUGAAUGAGGAUAGCGUGGAGGAUUUGACGCUAGACGACGAUGACUUGAGUAAUAUGGAACAAAUGGACGAUGGGGCGGGACCUAGUCACGGGAACGCCGGCGGAGAGGGUCCCAGUCAAGGAUUCGGCGGUUGGCACAUGGGUAACCAAAGUCAAGACGAAGUAUUCCUGGCCGCGCAAGAGGCCGUCGGUGCACACAGAGAUUCACAAGGCGGAAAAAUGAUGGUUCUGCGACAAUUCGAACCUUAUAUCUCCGGUGGGUUUCCCUGCGCCAACUGCGGGAAAAUCUACAAACACCGUGGAAACAUGCGUAGGCACAUGGUGUACGAAUGCGGGAAAGACGCGCGAUUCCAGUGCUCUUUCUGCGACAGAAAAUUUCACCAACAAUCUAACCUGAAACGGCAUUUCGAAAACAAACACGGCACGCUGCCGAAAUUCAGCAAAAGCAUUACGGUUUAUCGAACCAAAGUCCGAUAAGUUGAGCUUUUUUUUUCAAAAUUUUUCGGGAGUAAUCAGUAUUUAUAUUUGUCAAUGUGUAGAAAUCAAUCCGCGUAUUAGUUUCGGACAAUUCCGCCUGAAAUUCAUAGUACUGGCAGCAUUUAGAAAAUUUUUAUUGGCUUUUCGAAGCAAUUAACUCGUAGUUUUUUACACGUUAAUAGGGAACCUCCCCCUUCAAACGCAAGAAUUUAUUUCAACAGUAGUUGUAUUUCCACAUUCAAACCGAAUUGUUCGAAGAACAGAAGGUUUUUUAUCUUCAACCACCUCUUAUACAAAGAAAACGUUACCAAAGAUGUAUAUAGUGUAUAAAAAAGUACAAAUUUAAAAUCUACUAUAAAAUAGGGAAAAUUCGGUCGUUUGAGUUAGCUUUGUGUUUCUGUAUUUUACUAGUAAGAAACGACCGUUCUUAAAAUAUUCUAGUCGAUUUGUGUGCCAUAUUUUUCGUUACGAUAGAUUAAAAUUGUUCCUAUUUAAAUAUAUUUAUCGGACCAUGAGUGUAGCAUGUCUUAAGCAAAGAAAAUAUACCAAAGAUUUUUUUGCCAUUGAGUCGUUUCUGUGGUUAUCCCGAAGGCGUAGGCGUCGCGACGCGGAUGAGAUGCUGAGUAGGCCCGUAAAGGUAAGUAAAGCGAACUUAUUUUUGAGAAAACUCC
This is a messenger RNA of Phyllotreta striolata, 2049 nucleotides long. NCBI's taxonomy places the organism in Eukaryota, Metazoa, Arthropoda, Insecta, Coleoptera, Chrysomelidae. The record is from the annotation of a GenBank genome assembly.